Messenger RNA from Triplophysa rosa, 3907 nucleotides. RefSeq names its product polymerase (RNA) III (DNA directed) polypeptide E (gene polr3e). The transcript has 21 exons. NCBI's taxonomy places the organism in Eukaryota, Metazoa, Chordata, Actinopteri, Cypriniformes, Nemacheilidae. Gene Ontology annotation, biological process: DNA-templated transcription. The record is from RefSeq and is a predicted model, not a curated record. Gene Ontology annotation, cellular component: RNA polymerase III complex; nucleus. The coding region runs from base 354 to 2429 and encodes 691 amino acids.
AGAUGAGUUUCUUUUGCAAAAAAGGUUGCAUUUGUUUGCAAAACGAUGGAUUUGUUUUCGCUUCAUAGUAUUUCAUCAUAAGAAAUGUGACGCAUCCAGUGUGCCGGCGGCGCAGUGCACGCUGGGAUAUGUCGCCUGCACACACAGCUCCUCCCCACGUGUUUGACUGACUGUAGAUCAGCAACAUGGUAGCAACAGCGGCAGCGACUCCUGAGAUUUACACACAGAGAUCACAUCGCUUGACUGAAGGAACUGAAGAAAUCAAUACCACAACGUUAAAAGAUUAACUACAUUUAUCUAGUAAAGUGCAGGUUUGAAAUCCACCAGCAGAGGUUUCGUCUGGUUUCUUCAUUAUGGCCAGUGGUGAUGAUGAUGAUCCAGUUAUACAAGAGAUUGAUGUCUAUCUGGCCAAAAGUCUUGUGGAAAAGCUUUAUUUGUUUCAGUACCCAGUGCGUCCUGGUAGCAUGAGCUAUGAUAAUGCCGCUCAUUUGUCAGCAAGAAUUAAACCCAAACACCAAAAGGUUGAACUUGAGGUUGCCAUGGAUACAAUGAGUCCAAACUACUGCCGCAGUAAAGGGGAGCAAAUCGCUCUUAAUGUAGAUGGCACUUCCUCAGAGGAUUCCAACACUUACUCCACGAAAAUGAUGGACAAGCAAGCAUUCUCAUCAAUCCAGGCUACUACAAAUACAUCCCGCUAUGCUGCAGCGGUGUUUCGCAAAGGAGAGCUUCAUCUCACUCCAUUGCAAGGAAUUCUCCAGAUGAGACCGAGUUUCACAUAUUUGGACAAAGCUGAUACUAAACACAGAGAAAGAGAGGCAGCCAUUGAAGCCGGAGACUCUUCUCAGGAUGAGGCAGAAGAUGACGUGAAACAAAUCACUGUGAGGUUUUCCAGACCUGAGUCCGAACAGGCCCGUCAACGGCGUAUCCAGUCAUACGAGUUCCUGCAAAAGAAACAGGCGGAAGAGCCCUGGAUCCACCUGCAUUAUCACGGUGUAAAGGACGGGCGCUCUGAACAUGAGCGUCAGUAUCUUUACUGUCAGGCCAUGGAUACCACAGAGAACACAGAGCUGGUGAAAACCCCAAGUGAAUAUCUGUCUAUGCUUAUGCCUCCACUGGCUGAAGAAAAAGUUGUCAAGCCGAUGGGUCCUAGCAACGUACUCUCCAUGGCUCAGCUGCGCACCCUUCCCUUGGGUGAUCAAGUCAAGACCCUAAUGAAGAAUGUCAAGGUUAUGCCAUUUGCCAAUCUGAUGGGACUGCUUGCAUCAGGCAUAGACUCCACCUCUGUACUGCGCUGUAUACAGCAGGUGGCGCUGCUGGUCCAGGGGAACUGGGUGGUGAAGAGUGAUGUGUUGUAUCCUAAGAACACAUGUAGUUCACACAGUGGAGUUCCCGCUGAAGUGCUCUGUCGGGGUCGAGACUUUGUGAUGUGGAGAUUCACUCAAGAAAGAACCCUGAUGAGAAAAGAAGUUGCUGCUACCAUAAAGCUGCCUCCAGAAGAUGUGAAGGACUUCCUGGAGCAGAUGUCUGUUCCUAGGUUAAACAGAGGCUGGGAGUUCCUGUUGCCUACAGAUCAUGACUUUGUGAAAAAACACCCCGAUGUGGCACAAAGACAACACAUGCUUUGGCUAGGCAUUCAGUCUAAGUUGGAAAAAGUUUUCAACUUCUCCAAAGAUGACUUUGUGCCUAAAAAGGAUGCACACAUGGAGCCCGUCCACGUUAGCGGAGACCAACGCCUCAAAACCGCAAAGGACAACGCCCAGGAGAAGCACGCCAUUCUCCAGAGGGAACUAGAUGCUCGUAGAUUAAAGACAUCCAGGCCCCCGGUGGCUUCCGGUGAAGCCAACAGCUCAGUGCAAGUCAAACAAGAGCCCAUGAGUGACUCUGAAGAACCCAUGGACACCUCAGGCUCUCUCACAAACGGCACAGUCAACGGAUACCCGGACUCUCAUAACAGACACGGGGGCGGUAACGCACCCACCCCAGAGCUCCAGCACUUUGUGCGAAACAUUUUUCUGAAGCACUAUGUGUUGAGUCUGAGCGAAUUGAAGAGGCUGUUUAACCUGCAUCUGGCCAGUUUGCCCACAGGGCACGCCGUAUACGGUCACGUUACAGACCGGAUGCUGCAGGACACCAUCCUUCUGAGUCAUUGCAAACAAAUCCUGGUGCCUUUUCCCCCUCAGAGCAAUGCGCCUGCAGAUGAGCAGAAAGUCUUUGGUUUGUGGGAGAGUGGAGAAACCUUUGACAAGCACCGUCAGGUUUUGUUUGAGAUCUUCAUGAAGAACUAUCGUGUCAGGCGAAACGUGAUCCAGUCUCGUCUCACGCAGGAACUGGGCGAUGCCGUCACAAAAACAGAUGUGGAUCGACUUCUCAAGGAAUGCUGUACUAGUUUAGGAGGGAUGUGGUACCUGAAGGGUACUGUCCACUCCUGACAGGAAGCAUGGGAGUCCCGGGUAUCAUAUCGAUCACAGCUUCUCCCUCAGAGUUUAGUGAGAGAAAACUUUACACAGGGAGGCAGAGGAAACACACAAACCAAUCAUUGCCCUCGGCUGAAGAAGACCAGGGCAGGGGACGUCAAUCCAUCAUUUUGGAGCAUCUGCAUACGUUAAUGCACUCAUUUAUGUAUCCAGAAGAGUCAGAGACCAUAUCUGGUCCAAGCUCACAAAUCACAUUACCAUGUCUGGAAAAGGGCUGGAUCUGUUAGAUCCUGUGUACAUUUAAUUUCAAAGAAGGAGAUGCCUGGACUGUCAGUUGCUUUUGGUUGUUGUUUUUUAUGAGGUAAUAUAAAUAGUUAUAAGUAAUAAAGAGAAGCAGAGACAAUGGUUGUGAUUUUAUGGUUGUGGCCUUUGGGAGCUUCUUGACAGAUUUUGGCCUUGUUUAGAAGAGUAAGCUGACUGAAAAAGAGAUGUUUGGUUUGAUGAGUUGCACAGAUUUUACUGCAUAUUAUUUCCUGAAUUAUUGUUUUCUUUUUGUCCCACACUUAAGCAUGAAUACUGUAACCCAAAAGAAAAACGGUGCAAGAACACUUAAAGAUAAAGGGCACUUGGUCAUAUUAAACAAGUUCUUCUCUAGCUUUAUGAAAUGUUAUUUUUUCUUUGUAAGGUCUGCAAAGGUUCCCUUUCACUCUAUGCACUUCUGUGCUGUGUUGACUGAAAUGUUUACACUUUUCCUAACAUGGAUGAGUCGAACCAAAGCCACCAAAAUGGUUCUCGUUGGUAUUAAAAAAAUGGAUUAUGGAAGCAGUUUGAAUCAUAGAAAAAGGUUUUGAAUAUUGCCACAGAUAAGCGGCCAAAUAAAUGUAUGAUGUAUCAUGAUUUAUGAGUGAAAUUGGUCGAGUUGGUGUCUGAGUUUUUGAGGUUGGUUCUGAAGAAUACUUCUCUAAGAAUCCUAAGAGCCUCUUUGAGGUCUCAAAUGGAAUUUACUGUCUGAUAAAAUUGUGUUUAAGUGCUGCCUUGUCCAAUUCAUUUCAGCCCAUUUACAACAUUGUGACUUAAGGCUGACAAACACAUUCUGUUCUGGUGAAAAAAAAAAAAUGUUUGCUCCUAUUCAUGGUUAGGGGCUAAAGCUGUUUGAUAAAGUUUCUAAACUGCUUGGGGUGUAUAAGAAAGUGCCUCUUACAUAUUCAGGGGAAUUAUUGAAUAGAUAUAAAUAAAAUGUCAGCUGAAACAAACUCUUCAUACACCUAAAGUGAACAAGUCUGAUCUAUUCAAUAUCCUCAGCGUAAUCAACUGUCCUGUCUUUUUUCCACAUAUUUGGACACUUCACUGUAAACAUUUUAGCCAAGUCUGUAUGCUCAUACUGUAACAGAGAUGAGUUUCAGCCACUAAAGACAGUCAACACGUUUUUUAUUUUAUUUUAUUUGUAUCAUUCAGAAUAAAUACUGCAGCUGAAAUCUUGUCUUGAGUUGUUU